UUGCUCGGACGGAGAGUCCUCCUCAGAAAGGCGUACUGCCAGCACUGGGGAGGAGUUUGCUAUGAGGAAGAGUCAGCUGCUGUGUGAGUUGUACGGCUCUCUGGGAGGCCUGUAUUGCCGGGUACCGGUCGUGAAUCUGGUUUCCUCAAACAUCUGGGAGUACAGGAAAGGCCGAGGUCUGGCGGGGGUGAUAGGCCGCAGCAGCCAUGCAUGACGCCUUUGAGCCGGUCCUGAUCCUGGAGAAGCUGCCGCUGCAGAUAGAGUGUCUGGCUGCCUGGGAUGAGUGGCUACUUGUUGGAACUAAGCAGGGUCAUCUGCUGCUUUACAGAGUAAAAAAAGAACAAGGUUGUAACCAGUUUGAAGUAACUUUGGAGAAAUCAAACAAGAACUUUGCUAAGAAAAUUCAGCAGAUUCAUGUUGUUCCUCAGUUUAAGAUCCUGGUCAGCUUGCUCGAUAACAAUGUCUGUGUUCAUGACUUGCUCACCUUCCAGCUGAUGACCACAAUUUCAAAAGCUAAGGGUGCUUCACUACUAUCAUGUGACCUCCAGAUCGCUAAAUCUGGAGAAGAGACUCUGAAGAUGUGUGUGGCUGUCCGUAGAAAAUUGCAGCUAUAUUUCUGGAAGGACAGAUCGUUCCAUGAACUUCAGGGAGACUUCAGUGUUCCUGAUGUUCCCAAAUCCAUGGCAUGGUGCGAAAACUCCAUCUGUGUGGGGUUCAAGAGGGAUUAUUAUUUAAUUAGGGUAGAUGGUAAAGGCUCUAUUAAAGAGUUGUUCCCAACAGGCAAGCAGCUUGAACCACUGGCAGUACCUCUGGGUGAUGGAAAAGUUGCAGUGGGUCAGGAUGAUCUGACAGUGGUGCUUAAUGAGGAGGGAACAUGCACGCCAAAGUGUGCCUUGAAUUGGACAGAUAUACCAAUGGCAAUGGAGUAUCAGCCUCCAUAUAUUAUUGCUGUCUUGCCAAGAUAUGUGGAAGUACGGACGUUUGAACCGCGUCUGCUGGUGCAGAGUAUUGAACUUCAGCGACCCCGCUUCAUUUCAUCUGCAGGAACAAACAUUGUAUAUGUGGCUAGCAAUCAUUUUGUCUGGAGAUUGGUCCCUGUUUCAAUUGCUACGCAGAUACAGCAGCUGCUCCAGGAUAAACAGUUUGAGCUUGCACUGCAGCUAGCAAGGAUGAAAGAUGAUGCAAACGGUGAGAAGCGGCAGCAGAUCCAUCAUAUUCAGAACCUCUAUGCCUUCAACCUAUUUUGCCAGAAGCGCUUUGAUGAUUCUAUGCAAGUGUUUGCCAAACUUGGCACUGAUCCUACGCAUGUUAUUGGGAUGUAUCCAGACCUGCUACCUUCUGAUUACAAAAAACAGCUCCAGUACCCCAAUCCUGUACCCUUACUGUCAGGAGCAGAACUAGAGAAGGCCAAUCUGGCUCUCAUAGAUUACUUGACCCAGAAAAGAAGUCACCUGGUAAAGAAGCUGAAUGAUACUGAUCACCACUCUACCACCUCUCCACUUAUGGAAGGGACUCCAACCAUCAAGUCAAAGAAGAAACUUCUCCAGAUUAUAGACACCACUUUGCUCAAAUGUUACUUGCAUACAAAUGUGGCUUUGGUGGCUCCUCUUCUCCGGUUAGAGCAUAAUCAUUGCCAUGUGGAAGAGAGUGAACAUGUCCUGAAAAAGGCACACAAGUACAGUGAGCUGAUCAUCCUUUAUGAGAAGAAAGGGCUACAUGAAAAAGCUCUUGCAGUUCUUGUUGACCAGUCAAAGAAAGCAAACUCUCCAUUGAAGGGCCAUGAAAGGACAGUCCAGUACCUGCAGCGGUUGGGAUCAGAAAAACUUUCUUUGAUAUUUGAAUACUGUGUAUGGGUGCUGAGGGAUUAUCCUGAAGAUGGUUUAAAGAUCUUUACAGAAGACCUCCCAGAAGUUGAAUGUCUUCCCCGUAAUCAUGUUUUGGAAUUUCUUUUGGAACAGUUCAGACAUCUAGCAAUUCCAUACUUGGAACAUAUCAUCCUGGUAUGGGAAGAUAAAGGCCCUGAAUUUCACAACUGUGUGAUCAAGCUUUAUUGUGAGAAAGUGCAGACCUUGAUGCAAGCAAUAGGCCCUGACUUUAAUGAAGAAGUCAUGCGUACAAUUCCUGCAGGCUCAGAGGAUGGGGACCUGGGAGAAUACAGAGGAAAACUGCUAAAUUUUCUGGAAAUCUCAAACUGUUACCAGCCUGAAAGGCUGAUCAGUGACUUCCCGUUUGAUGGAUUGUUGGAGGAACGUGCGCUCCUUCUGGGCCGAAUGGGCAAACACGAGCAGGCUUUGUUCAUAUAUGUGCACAUUUUGAAGGACACCAGUAUGGCGGAGCAACAUUGCCAUAAACACUAUGACCGUGCAAAAGAAGGCAAUAAGGAUGUGUAUUUGUCCCUGAUCAGGAUGUACCUCUCUCCACCUGAUGUUCAUUGUCUUGGUCCCAUAAAAAUAAAGCUGGAAGAACCAAAGGCAAAUAUUGAUGCUGCCCUGGCUGUUUUGGAGCAGCAUCAUGCAAAACUGAACACAACUAAAGCCAUUGACUUGUUACCAGCCAACACACAAAUAAGACAGAUCCAGAUCUUCCUUGAAAAAGUACUAGAAGAGAAUGCAGAGAGGAGGCGCUUCAACCAAAUCCUCAAGAAUCUCCUACAUGCCGAGUUCUUACGAGUACAAGAGGAGAGAAUUUCCCAUCAACAGGUGAAGUGUGUAAUCACAGAGGAGAAGAUAUGUAGUGUAUGUAAGAAAAAAAUUGGAAACAGUGCUUUUGCUCGCUAUCCAAGUGGUACUGUUGUCCACUAUUUCUGUGCAAAGGAUAACAGCUCUGUUGACACCUGAAGUCUCAUGGGAAGAGCAAUGCAAACAAAGGCAUCAAAUGAACUCUGCAAGGGCUGGAGGGACUUUUGUUCCGGAAGAUGAUCUGUAACCACCAAGUCGCACAUGGGAGAUGACCUAAACCCACCUGUCACACAUGGAAGGUGAUCUGCAAUCACCAAGUCACACAUGGAAGGAUUCCCAAUGAGUGGUGUUCGGUUGAUAAAUGUGUCGGCUGUCUAAACGCUAGACUAGACUCUUUGCCUGAACAAUUUAACUAUACGCCUAAUCCUGAUAUAAACUAAAAAUAGCUGUGGUUAGGAGAAUCUACAAAGUUACAUUUUUACAUGGUCUCGGUUGAAGUAAGAUGUCCAUUUAACUUUUUAUAUGUUGUACAGGUUUGUUUAUGUAUGUAAAUAGAAGUUUAUAAAACGGAUCUAAUAUUGGACAGUAUAUGGUACUUUGACAAUCCAUUCGCAGCACUGGCUUGUAUAAUAUGAAACCUACAUGGUGUCUACACGAAAGACAAGUCCGGGGUAACAGUAACCACUUUAUCAGUGUGACCAUAAAUACAGCUUUGUGUCCC
This is a messenger RNA of Rana temporaria (common frog), 3399 nucleotides long. It is a transcript of the gene VPS39, whose product is annotated as VPS39 subunit of HOPS complex. The record is from RefSeq and is a predicted model, not a curated record. Gene Ontology annotation, molecular function: protein binding. Gene Ontology annotation, cellular component: cytoplasm; membrane. The coding region runs from base 207 to 2837 and encodes 876 amino acids. The transcript is spliced from 25 exons. Gene Ontology annotation, biological process: endosomal vesicle fusion; autophagy; vesicle-mediated transport. Lineage: Eukaryota; Metazoa; Chordata; Amphibia; Anura; Ranidae.